CCGACAAGCAAGCCAACCAAAUCGGCGAGGAGUACUAUUGCUGCAUGCUUGGCAUGAACACUCAGUGUACAUGGUACAUUUUGUACGUACACUACUUAUGUGUGUUGGUUCAGCGUCGCAUCGCAUUUCAUCCUUGCAAGUAGUUCAAUAUCAACCUAGUCAAAAUGGUUCAACUGGUUGGUCCGUAAGUUUGUCAACGACGCCCUCUGUUUUGUUUUGUUCUGAGUCUCAAGUUGGGCAUUUUCUUGGGUUUCCCUCCUAUCUUCUGUGACUCGAAAUCUAGACUUCUCCCUACCCAUCAGAUUUUGGGCGCCACCACCCCUACUUACCUAGGUAUCCUAGAGCCGCGCUCCUCAACACAAAUAUAGCAAAUCAAGAGGCUUCACUACAGUCGUCCGACGUUGACAAUAUGAAAUCAGCAGUAGCUACAAGCAUUUCUGCGUCAGACGAAACGCCUGUGGCGUCUGGGUUGCAGACUCCCGAUGAAAAACAGCGCCACGACGCGGGAACAGAAGUGCCGGCAUUUCCCUCAGGACUCGAGUCCCAACCGCUUCAGGAAAACGAAGACAAAACGAUCGAAGCGGCCAUUACGCCCACGCCAUUUCGGCCUCCCCUGAAGAAGUAUGGACUAUUCCCGGCCCCGCCCCCGGAUGGUGGCACCGUGGCAUGGCUUCAGGUCCUGGCAGCCCACCUGAUGUGGUUCAUCAGCUGGGGCCUGAUCACCAGCUUCGGCCUCUUCCAGUCCACCUAUAUGGAGAUGCUAGAUGCUUCACCGUCGACUGUCUCGUGGAUUGGUACGGUGCAAAUUUUCAUCCUCCUGGUGCUUGGCACCCUGUCUGGCCGCGCGAGCGACGCGGGCCUGGUCCACGAGUCUGUCCUCGUAGGGACGAUUUUGAUCGUCUUUGGCUUGUUCAUGACGAGCCUGUGUACAGAGUAUUACCAGAUCUUCCUCGCCCAGGGUAUCUGUAGCGGGAUCGGGAUGGGCAUCCUGUCCAUGCCGGGCCUCUCGGUGCCAGCAUCGUAUUUCAAGGCCAACAAGUCCUUAGCAGUCUCCAUCAUUGCGUCCGGGGCAGGGACUGGCGGAUUGGUGUUUCCGGCCAUGGCACAGCAAUUGCUCCCUCGCGUGGGCUUCGGCUGGACAGUGCGCGCCAUGGCCUUCGUGACGCUUUUCGUCUCUAUCCUCAUCAACCUCCUCGUACGCGUGCGCAUCCCGGCUCGUAGAUCCGGCCCUCUGUUCGACUUUCACGCUCUCAAGGAACCAGCCUAUGUCUUUUUCAGCAUUGGGUUCUUCCUUGUCUAUUGGGCGGUGUACUUUGCCUUUUACUACAUCGACAUCUACGCCACCACCUACGCCUCCUUCAACUCCGUGGACUCCAUGAACCUCCUCCUCAUCCUCAACGCCCUCGGCGUGCCGGGCCGCAUCAUCCCAGGCUGGAUCGCGGCGCGCUUCCUCGGGCCCCUCAACACGGCCGUCCCGACCGCGGCGUCCGUGGCCGUCGUGCUGUACUGCUGGCCCGCGGUGCGGCACUCCCAGGGCUCGCUCUACGGCUUCGCCUUCGCCUACGGGCUCGUGGCCAGCGGCAUCCAGUCGCUCUUCGCCGUCUCGCUGACGGCGCUGACCGACGACCUCAGCAAGCUCGGCACGCGCAUGGGCCUCGUCGUCACCAUCGUCGCCGUCGCCAGUCUCACGGGGAGCCCCGUCGCGGGCGCCCUCCUGCAGGCCAGCGGCGGGGAAUACCUCCCCGCGCAGAUGUGGGCCGCGAGCAGCAUGCUGCUGGCCGCCAUCGCGCUGGCCGCGGCGCGGGUUUGCAGGACGGGGUGGGUGCUCAAGGUUUACGUCUGACUUGCUGUCCGGGCACUGUUGCGUGGUCAGGGGCUUCUCCAGGGGAACCAAACUGGGGACAACGAGGAGUCUAAGAUGGUGAAGAAACUGUAGAAGUAAGCCCCCGGUUCAUGUGAGCUCGGGCUCUCUUGUGAAGAUGGGUUAUUUCUCCAUCCGAGAAUGAGGCUGGUUCUGUUCGGCGCAAUGUAUUUUGGCGCGAGCGCACCAAAAGAGGAUCAAGUUUCAACCAGAUGUUAGUAAAUGCAUGGUACUACAGGCGAUAUACAACUAGGUAUUAGACAUGAAGACAUUGUGUUCCUA
Diaporthe batatas is the source of this 2143-nucleotide messenger RNA. RefSeq lists its product as uncharacterized. The transcript is spliced from 2 exons. Bases 410 to 1843 code for a protein of 477 amino acids. Gene Ontology annotation, molecular function: transmembrane transporter activity. Gene Ontology annotation, biological process: transmembrane transport. The record is from RefSeq and is a predicted model, not a curated record. Lineage: Eukaryota; Fungi; Ascomycota; Sordariomycetes; Diaporthales; Diaporthaceae. Gene Ontology annotation, cellular component: fungal-type vacuole membrane.